Messenger RNA from Galleria mellonella (greater wax moth), 2035 nucleotides. Its product is annotated as alpha-tocopherol transfer protein-like. Gene Ontology annotation, cellular component: membrane. The transcript has 8 exons. NCBI's taxonomy places the organism in Eukaryota, Metazoa, Arthropoda, Insecta, Lepidoptera, Pyralidae. Bases 140 to 1078 code for a protein of 312 amino acids. Gene Ontology annotation, molecular function: phosphatidylinositol bisphosphate binding. The record is from RefSeq and is a predicted model, not a curated record.
GUUUACAAAAGGCUGCAUUGCCCAACAGCUAAGAGAUUAAGGUGUGAGGUUACGUUAGUCAGUUCACAUUGUGCUUUGUGGCCGGACGGUCGCGAGCCACGUCACGUGUAUUUUAACGUCUCUGCGUACGAACGUAAAAAUGAAGCUAAAAUCUGAACUUCUAGUCCAGCCUUCGGGUGAGAUGUGGAAGAAAAUCAGAGUUGAGCUCAACGAGGAUGUGAAUACACGUAAUCAAGAUCUGGCCGCGAUCAAGGAAUGGUUGAGGAAGCAGCCGCACCUACCUGAUGAAUGGGAGGACCGUCCACUGAUGACGUUUUUGAGAGGCAGUAGUUUCUCAUUAGAGAAAUGCAAGAGGAAGUUAGACAUGUACUUCACAUUACGCGCUGCUUGUCCAGAAUUCUUCACUAACAGAGACGCCACAAGCCCAGAACUUGAAGAAAUACUUAGUAAAAAAAUACAAGGUCCUCCGCUAUCAGGUUUGACACCGAAUGGAAGGAGAGUCACCAUAUGCAGAGGCGUUCACCCCAAUUUGGACGCUCAACAAAUAAUAGACUGCCUCAAGCUGGCCCUGAUGAUAGGAGACGUGCGACUUUUGGAAGAAUUAGAAGGAGUUGCCGGAGAUGUUUACGUGCUGGACGCGGAUAUUUUGGGGCCCAGUUUGUUGGCGAAAUUAUCCCCUACUACUGUUAAGAAGUUCAUGAUAUGUGUACAGGAGGCGUAUCCGGUCAAACUGAAGGAAGUUCACAUCGUAAACACCUCACCCAUUGUAGAAGCAUUCAUCAACUUAGUGAAACCGUUCCUCAAAGAGAAAAUUAGAAAACGGAUAUUCAUUCACAAGGACAUAAAGGAUCUCUACAAGUAUGUUCCGCAAGACAUGCUGCCAGUCGAGUACGGCGGUACAUGUGGUACCAUGAAUGAGAUCCAUGAACAAUGGAUAAACAAGCUGAAAGAGUACCGCGACUGGUUCGCUGCGCAGGAGUCGGUGAAAGCGAACGAAGCGCUGCGACCGGGCCGACCGACAAACUAUGACGAACUAUUCGGCAUAGACGGUUCAUUUAGACAACUCUCUAUUGACUGACGAAGUGUACUGCCUAUAUUGUGAUAUUGGUUUAGUUUCUAUUGCAUAAGAAUAAAUAAACUCAGUGGAAGUGACACUCAUAUGCUUUCGUUUGUGAAUGCAGCAAUACCACUACAAUGUACUCUCUCCCGUCAGAACCCAGAUAGAUGAGAACGGUUGCCACAAACUCGCAUUUACCAACAAAUAUUACAAUCCAAUGAAACACGAGAGCCUACCAUGAAAUGUUGCAUACCGUUUAAAAAUGUUAAAAUAUCGUUUCUUUGGACUUUUAUGGUAGGAUCUAUGACUAACGAAACGUUCAGCUCCAUUUACUGGGGCAAUUUCGGUAUGAACAAAAUCAUAAAAUUGUGUCCGAAAAUUCGGAAAUUCAUUUCAUGGUAAUCCCGUGUUAGAUAGAUAGAUAGAUAAUUUAUUUGCUUUACUUACAGCACACAAAUAACAACAAACAUAGAUAAACAUGCAUAAUAAAAUAAAAAAAAAAAAUGCAUAAAAGAAGUAACAAUUUUUCCCUUCAUGCGUGUGCCACAGUAACACAAAAUAAUUUAACUCAGCUUUAUUGCUUUGCCCUCAAAAGAGCAAAACACUGAUAUUCUGUUGUGGCCAAAAGCUAGCUUCGAAAUUCCUUAGCAAAAAUAAUAAAAAGCGAGUUCAAGUAAGCCAGACAUGCACUUUCGCUACGAUGUAUAUUGCUUGCCAGCCCUGAUCAAAUCAGAUCUUUAAUGAAUUUUUAAAUUAUUAAGAAGCCAACGAACACAAGAGUAUCUCUUCUACCUGAUUAUUUAUUCUUAUGCUCUAUUGUAUACUAAUUUCAUGGCGAAAAUAAAGUAAUUAUAAAUAUUUAAUAAUAAAAAAUGUACUCGUGAUAUUUUUAACAUAAGAUAUUAUACUUAUUCAUAAGAAAACAUUAGGAUUAAUGUUAUGUAAAAUUAAUAUUCAAUAAAAAUAUAAUUAGAUUAA